Prorocentrum cordatum is the source of this 1080-nucleotide messenger RNA. Lineage: Eukaryota; Dinophyceae; Prorocentrales; Prorocentraceae. The record is from the annotation of a GenBank genome assembly.
AUGUCCCGCGGCAGGCUGCGCCGCCGUGAUGGCAGCAGCACUCCCGGCCGCCUCCUCGUGGCGCUGCUGGCGGCGUCCGCGAGCGGGGCCCGCGCGGCCCGGGUGCGGGCGGCCGCCCGGCUGUUCGCGGGCGCCCACGGGCUCCUCGACGGCCUGCGCGGCGCGCCCGGCUCGGCUCCGCCGAGCCCGGCCGAGGCCGCCGCCGCCGUCGUGGACUUCUUCCAGGCGGGCGGCGCCGGCGGGGGGGGCAACGCCACGGCGGCGGCACGGCCUGCGUGCGCGGGCUUCCUGGCGAGGAGCAUUGGCGGCCUGAACGAGUCGUGGUCCGACGUCCAGCUGGAGGCCGCGCUGAACAGCGCGUGCUCCGAGAGGGUACUGUUCACGAAGGCCAACGGCUCGGACGAGCACCUGGACUGCCUCUCCUUCUCCUCGCGCUUGGCCCGCGCGCGCCGGGCGCGCCCGGCGAACGGCAGCAGCGUCGCGGGCUACGCGGACGUUUGCGAAGAAUACGCGGUACUGGUGUCGAAGCAGGGUCCUGUUGCAUCGUCCUCAGAACAGGCCGAGCAGGAGGCAGAGCAGGAGGCAGAGGCUGGUACUGGCUUCAUCUGGAUCGUUCAGGUAAUUUUUGGCGUCGUGUACUACUUCACGGUCGUGUCGAAGUACCCGGUGGUGAAGGAAGGCCCAGAGGCGAUCCCCGAACAGCACCCGGCGAAGCUGCUGCAGGACCAGAACGAGCUCAGUUCGCUCACGAAAGUGAGCUCCACCAACUGCAUGCUGUCAUUUUGCUGCCCUGUUGCUCGCGCCUCGCACACGUUCCACUCCACAGAGACCCUCAACUACUGGAUCUCGUGCGGCAUCAUGACGUGCUUCCCGUUCUGGGGCCCAUGUUGCGCGCUCUUCAUUGCGAACUCUUGCACGCCGAUGAACAGGAAGCUCGGUGGCGAGGAGAGGAACGUUGUGAUGAGCCUCAUCUGCACGUGGUGCUGCCCCUGCUGCGUCAUCGCGCAGGACGCUGAGAGCAUGGACCUUCUGGUCGGCGUGAAGACGGGCGUGUGUGGCGUGACCCAGGCCGAGGACUGA